This is a messenger RNA of Peniophora sp. CBMAI 1063, 624 nucleotides long. Lineage: Eukaryota; Fungi; Basidiomycota; Agaricomycetes; Russulales; Peniophoraceae. The record is from the annotation of a GenBank genome assembly.
AUGUCCUUUCUCGCACGCUUGCGCUCCCUGCUCCCUAUCAACCUCGGACAUACCUACGUCCCUCAGAAUUCCCAAGGCAUCUCCAACCUCUCGCACCAAAUGUCCGUCGAAAUCGCCACCUUCGCCUCCGGAUGCUUCUGGGGAACCGAGCAUAUCUUCCUCAAGCACUACCCCAUUAAAGAUGACAAAGGCAUCCUGAAGACUACCGUUGGCUACACGGGCGGCAAGGACGAUAUUGCCAACCCGAACUACCGCCAGGUCUGCCAAGGAGACACCGACCACGCAGAGGCCCUCCGCAUUGAGUUCGAUCCUGAGAAGGUCUCGUACGCCGAGCUCGUUGAGUUCUUCUACCGCACACACGAUCCCACGCAGGUCAACCAGCAGGGCGCGGACACUGGCACUCAGUACCGUUCUGCGAUCUUCUACCACUCGCCAGAACAGAAGGAGAUCGCCGAGCGCGUGACGGCUGAGGUUCAGGAGAAACAUGUCGACGCUCGCGGCAAGAAGAUCGCCACUGAGAUCGCCAAGGCGGGACCGUGGUACAACGCCGAGGACUAUCACCAGGAGUACCUUUUCAAGAACCCCUACGGCUACCAGUGCCCCACCCACAGGCUUUGGUGGUGA